This is a messenger RNA of Anolis sagrei ordinatus, 1962 nucleotides long. It is a transcript of the gene MYF6, whose product is annotated as myogenic factor 6. Gene Ontology annotation, biological process: positive regulation of myoblast differentiation; regulation of transcription by RNA polymerase II; skeletal muscle cell differentiation. Gene Ontology annotation, molecular function: DNA-binding transcription factor activity, RNA polymerase II-specific; RNA polymerase II cis-regulatory region sequence-specific DNA binding; protein dimerization activity. The record is from RefSeq and is a predicted model, not a curated record. Lineage: Eukaryota; Metazoa; Chordata; Lepidosauria; Squamata; Anolidae.
CUCUGAUCCAGACACAUGCAAACAGCUUGCAAAAUUGAGCAAAGGGGCUUUUUGGGUGGCAGGGGGGUGGCAGGUUGUGGAGCCUGAGCUUCCAAAAAGCAACUUGGACGAGUGUGGGUCUUUCUGAAGGGGGACUCUAGUUUGGAAAGUGGGCAAAGCGAGCUGGGGGUUUGUUUCCUCAUUGGGAAUGUGGGGUGUGUGGCUGUGCGUUCCCUGCCCGGGGGAUGAUGGGCUUGGGAGUGCGUGGAGCCCAGGCCGAAGGGUGCCUGGCUGGCUGGAGAGGGGGAUGCGGCGUGGCGACAGCUCCAGAGCGGGAUAGAGUUUCAGCGGCUACUAUAUAUAAAGCGGGCCGGGCCCCCUUAUGUCACCGCGCUAAUUAAAUUCCGUCGGGCGGCUCUUCUGCUUCUUCUCUGCCCGACUCUUUCCCUUUCUCCCUUUUGGGGAACCGCUCGUUCCCCAUCGGGAGGCUCUUCUGCUCUCCUCUCCUUCUUUGGGGCUUCUUUGGGGAGCCGCUCGCCCCCCUCCGCCCAGGCGCAGCAUGAUGAUGGACCUUUUCGAAACCGGCUCCUAUUUCUUCUACUUGGACGGGGAGAAUGGCGCCUUGCAGCAGCUGGACGUGGCCGAGGAGGGCUCUCCGCUCUACCCGGGCAGCGAGGGCACCCUCUCGCCCUCUUCCUGCCAGGACCCGCUGGGCGCCGAGACCGGGGGAGGAGGGGGAGGGGGAGGAGGGGGCCGGGGCAGCGAGGGGAGCAGCCCCGCCGGGGAGGCGCACGUCCUGGCCCCGCCGUGCCUGCAGGCGCCCCACUGCCCGGGACAGUGCCUGGUCUGGGCCUGCAAGACCUGCAAGCGCAAGUCCGCGCCCACCGACCGCCGCAAGGCCGCCACGCUGCGAGAGCGCCGCCGCCUCAAGAAGAUCAACGAGGCCUUCGAGGCGCUCAAGCGGCGGACCGUGGCCAACCCCAACCAGCGCCUGCCCAAGGUCGAGAUCCUCCGCAGCGCCAUCAGCUACAUCGAGCGCCUCCAGGACCUCCUCCACCGCCUCGACCACCAGCAGCACCACCAGGACAAGAGCCAGGAGGCGCUCCUCACCCACGGAGCCGCUGCAGGAGGGAGCGCCCAGGCCUUCGCCUUCAGCCCCAAGGCGGGGAAUAUGCCACCAGCCCCCGACUUCCUGAGUCCCUGGCCCAGCGGGGCGGAGCAUCACCGGGCCUUGACCAACGGGCCCGCCACCAAAGAAGGGCUUUCCCUCCUGGACUCCUCGGCCUCCAGCAGCCUCCGCUGCCUCUCCUCCAUCGUGGACAGCAUCUCCUCGGAAGAUCACAAAGUCCCCACCGGGGAGGAAGUGGCGGAGAAGUAGGCAGCAAGCCAGGCGUAUUUUUGGAAACUGGACGGCGCAAGGGACUGUCGAUCCCCUUCGCCCUUUCCACUAAAUCGCGCAUUAAUUUAAUCUUCUGGAAACCCAAGAAGGGUGGCCAGGCGCUCGCAGCUGAACAAAUAAAAAAAGGCCUCUUCUUAAAAGGGAAACCCGCCUUUGAGUGGAGGGUGGGGUCCCGCUUGCCCCCCCCCCCGGGCAUUUGGAUUGGAACCUCAAGUUGCCUUUCCUCCUCUCCUCUCCUUGGCAAAUUAAUAUAUUUUGAUCUUGUGGCUUAGUGAGCAUCCUUUGCCUCAAACCAAGUUCAUUCCUGUCGAAGGAAGCUCCUCCUUGUGGGUUGGAAUUUUUUUUAUUAUUGUUGUUGUUUUUAACAAAAAAGGAUUUCCAAAGUUUGUGUGUGGAUUUUUGUUGGGUUUUUUUGUAAAUAAUUUAAAGGCGUCCUCUCUUUUUUGUGUGUGUUUUGUAAAACAAAAAGAUAUAGAGAUAUAAAUUUAUAUAUAGAUAUUUAAAACGUGGAAUUUGACUUCGUGACUAUAAGAAGGAAAACUGGACGAUAUUCCCAAGGUUGGAAAAUAAAUCACUUUUGUGUA